Molecule: messenger RNA, 1779 nt
Organism: Cetraspora pellucida
Lineage: Eukaryota; Fungi; Glomeromycota; Glomeromycetes; Diversisporales; Gigasporaceae
Source: the annotation of a GenBank genome assembly
AUGUCUCAAUAUACAAAUUCUUCUGGCGACAUAGAUCCCUUCGAAGCCCGGUUACAUUUUAAUUCAAUACUCAAAAAAGUAACUUCUAGCCAGCAAACGAUUCAAACAUGUACAACAUUUGCCCUUAGGCAUCACAAGUAUUAUGAAGAUCUAUACCGAUGUAUUAUGGAAGUUAUGGAAAAUGCUACAAUUAUGACUAGAAUGAAUCUCCUCUAUUUUUUGGACAGUCUUUGUGUAAAAUCUAGAAAAGUUGAAUUCAACAAAUAUAUUGAAUAUAUUCAGCGUGAUUUGAAAAAGAUCGUUGUUGAUUAUGUUUGUGAAAGAGACGAUGGGUGUUUCAAUUUAGUUAAUACUUUAAAAAUUCUAAGUAAUUGGAAGGAAAAAAGCUAUUUUGAUAUCUCAAUUAUUGAAAGUACAGAACGGGUUCUAUUAGACUGGAAGAAAGAGCCGAAUUAUCCAUCUAAAUUAAAAUUAUCAAAGCAUGAUAUUUUGAAAAGAAUAGAAGAAGACCGAGAAAGGUCGAAACAUCUUCGAGAAGACAUUUGGUGGGUAGAUAAAAACAUCCCAGAUGGUGAGGCUCUUAGCUUAUGGGAAGAAUGUUCAGAUCUAGAUAAGAAUGAUUAUUUGGAAAUUUUGACAGAAAAUUUCAAAUACCAACCAGACUAUCCGUGGCUGGAUGUGUAUAAAAAGGUAAAAUUAUGGAACGAAGAACAAAAACAAUUAGAAGAGGAGGAAUUAAAGGCGCGUCUUGAGGAGGAGGAAGAACGGGCACGGCAAAAACUUGAGGAUGAAGAACGGGCACGACAAAAACUUGAAGAAGAAGAACGAGCACGGCAAAAACUUGAAGAAGAAGAACGAGCACGGCAAAAACUUGAGGAGGAAGAACGGGCACGACAAAAACUUGAGGAGGAAGAACGGGCACGGCAAAAAUUUGAAGAAGAAGAACGAGCACGGCAAAAACUUGAAGAAGAAGAAAGAGAGCGACAAUUACUCGAGGAAGAAUCAAUGGCUCAACAAAAAGAAUAUAAUAUAAUCAAUAUACAUGUUGCAGAGUCCGAUGAUCAUAUUCUUGGAUCAGUAGGAACAAAAAGACAGCACUGUCUAGACGACAUUCUCAAUGAUAAUGCCAAUGAAAGUGAGAGAGUUUCUAAGAAAGCUCGCACACAAGAUUAUCAUGAUGAUGAACUCUUAGGAAUUUCUGCGAACAAUUGCGAUGGUAAAAAUCGCUUCAAUGUUAAUGAAAACAUAGAUUAUUUUUCUAGAAGUCAAGGAAUCGAUAGGAAGGACCAUAUAUCACAAGACGAUAAUGAUAAACCAUUAGAACGAGAAAUGGCUGACGAUAAUCAGCAUAAUCGCUCAAUAAACAAUAAUUUUGGUAAGAGUAUAAAUCCCAUUUCAACAUAUAGUAUUAUUGAUAAGGGCGAAGAAAAUUCUUUGGAAAUCAAAAAUGAGGAUUAUAUAACUGAAAUCCAAAGGUCAAGAAUGCCAUUUGAUCCUGUGCGAGAUGCCCAAAAUGUUGAUAUAAACCAAGAUGUGACAUAUUCAUAUAUGACAUCUAAUGCGGUGCCAGAUGAUGAAAAUGCUUACAAUCAGCAAUCAUUAUAUUCUAGACCGGUUGAAACAUUAGAAGUCAAUAAUGAUGCAGAAACUUUGGUAAACGAGGCAAUACAGCCAGAAGAGUGUCACAUUGAACAAAUUGCAGGUUCCCAUCUUAACCUUCUCAUGCAAGCAGUGGGUCUUUUAGAAGCAGGGGUAUCAUCGUUACCUGAAGAUUUGUAG